Melitaea cinxia (Glanville fritillary) is the source of this 650-nucleotide messenger RNA. RefSeq names its product 39S ribosomal protein L41, mitochondrial (gene mRpL41). Gene Ontology annotation, molecular function: structural constituent of ribosome. The transcript has a single exon. Lineage: Eukaryota; Metazoa; Arthropoda; Insecta; Lepidoptera; Nymphalidae. The coding region runs from base 89 to 577 and encodes 162 amino acids. The record is from RefSeq and is a predicted model, not a curated record. Gene Ontology annotation, biological process: translation. Gene Ontology annotation, cellular component: mitochondrial large ribosomal subunit.
AUUAGUCACUGACUCCUGUCAAAUUGUCAAUGUGACAUAAACAUAACCUGUACGUCUUUAAACUUUUUUGUAUAAUAAAUAAGUAAAUAUGUCUAAAUCUACUGCAUUCAUUAACUUAAUAAUAAAAAGAAAUAUUUCACUUACCACACCCCGUGAAGGAAAACGCAAUUUCCGAAAAUUUGUAAUACCUAAUAAAAGAGGCAGCAGAUUGCAUAAACAGAACCAAGCUGGUCCAAAUCCUGAACUGGAGAUCGACAAACGGGGCGUCCGUGAUGUAGGAUAUGUGUUAAACGGGCGCUUCGUCUCUGUACCAGAAAUGAUACCCGAGCUUAUUGUUCCUGAUUUGAAGGACUGCGAACUGAAACCCUAUGUCUCAUACAAAGCAGAAGAUGUUAUCCAAAGCGAGUUUACCGCGCAACAACUAUUUGAUGCUGUGUAUAGCAAAAAAAUUGUAACGGACUUUAAAGAAAAUAAGUUAUCUGAAGAAGGGUUACCCCUAGAACCAUCUGAGGAAGAAAAAUUGCAACCAGAAGAAGCCAUACAAAGAGCUAAACGAACAGGCUCGGAUAUAUUUUAGGUGUACUCCAUAAUAUUAUAGUUUUAGCAUGUAGUUUAAUUGUAUAUAACAAUAAAUAAAUUGUAAACACAAA